Messenger RNA from Populus euphratica (Euphrates poplar), 2880 nucleotides. RefSeq names its product zinc ion binding protein. The transcript has 8 exons. The record is from RefSeq and is a predicted model, not a curated record. Gene Ontology annotation, biological process: protein phosphorylation. The coding region runs from base 121 to 2622 and encodes 833 amino acids. Gene Ontology annotation, molecular function: protein binding; ATP binding; protein kinase activity. Lineage: Eukaryota; Viridiplantae; Streptophyta; Magnoliopsida; Malpighiales; Salicaceae.
GGAUCAAACGACUAGGCUACGACUAAAAUAGUACUCGAACGACGUCGUAGAUCGUCAACCAACACGAGGUAUCUUGUAGUCGCAAAGAGGAGAUGAAUUGGUGAAGGAAAUCAACUGUUAAUGGAAUUACCGGAAUUACCAGAAUGUCCGGUGUGUCUAUCAACCUACGACGGCGAGGACACUAUUCCAAGAGUACUCGCAUGUGGGCAUACAUCCUGCGAGUCAUGCCUUAAAAAUAUCCCCCAGAAAUACCCUCUAACCAUUCGCUGUCCUGCAUGUACACAACUUGUCAAGUACCCAUCACAGCAAGGCCCUUCUUCUCUUCCUAAAAACAUUGAUCUCCUUAGGCUGGUUCAGCAGCUAAAAGAUCAUAAUCCCCAGAAAUCCAUCAACAAAUCCCAAAUUGACAAACCAGUCCUUGCUCAAGACUUUGACUUCUUUGUGCCUCCUUUAUGGUCUGAUGAGUUUUAUACUUCAUGGAAGAACUGGGUUCUUGACAGAGAUGAUGUUUUUGUUGAGGAUAAAGAGAGAGGAUAUGGAUUGUUAAAGGAGGGGAAUAAAAAGGUGAAGGUGAGGCUUUUUAAGGUUGGUAAUGAUGGGGGUUUGUUGAGUGGUAAAGUGAAAGGAUGUGUUUUUAAUUUGAGUUAUGUUGCAAAGGUUAUGAAUUUUUUGAAUGGGAUGAAGGAGGAGAAGAGAGAUGAAUUGGGUUUUAUUUUGAGGAUUUGUGCUAAACGGGGAAAAAUCUGUAAGGUUUGUGGUUUGUGGUGUGAUUUAGAAGAUGGGGUUUUGUAUUUUGUGUGUGAGAGACUUAAUGGGAAUGUUUUGGAUGUGUUGGGUGAUUUUGAGAAUGGUUUGAUAAAAGAUGGUUUAUCUAGUUUUGCAAUGAUUGGAAUGGAAAUGUAUGAAGCAGUGAUUGGAUUGCACUUGGAAGGGCUAAUUGUGGGAAGUUUAGGUGUUUCUUGCUUUGAAUUGGAUGAUUUUGGACAUGCGAGUCUAAGUUUGAGUGAGGUUUUGGUGAUGGGAAGGGCAGUUCAUGAGGGGCUUAUGGAACUUGGCUCUGGUGGGAGAAGUUUAAGUGUUAAAAAAUUGGGGAGAUUGGUCGGUGAGAUUUUGAAAAAGGAGGUUUUUGUGAGCCCAGAGGUUUUGUUUGGGAUAUUGAAGAGAGAGGGUAUGGAGGUAGAAUGUGGUAGCAUUAGAUAUCCAAUUGGCCUUGGCUCUGAUGUUUGGACAUUAGCUUGUACUGUCCUUAGAAUGCUUAUCGGGAAAGAAUUCUUUGAGGAGCUAGCUGAUCAUGUAGAUUCUAUCAUUUCAAAAAGAAGUGAAGACAAUAAUUUGGACUGUUCGGGUCUUUACACUGGUUUGAUGGAGAAAGUAAGCUCUUUGUUGGAAAGUAAAACCGGUGAAGAAUUGAAACCAAUGCACCAGAUGCUAUGCAGGUCUUUGAGUUUUGAUCCAGGGAAUCGUCCACGUGCUAUUGAUACGUGGAAGUGUAUUAGGGACUUAUUUAUUAGACAUCAGCAUGAUACUUCUGUUCUCCAAUUGGGUGAGGCUAUCCAUGAGGAGAAUAAGGAGAAUUUGCGAGUUCUUGGAGAACUAUGUUGGGUGCCCAUAAAAAAAUCAACUCAUAAAAAAUCCGAAUCAGCAGGAAAAAACAGUGGAGAAAAUCAAGAUCAAAGCGAGGACGUGAGAAAUGAUAAAGAUAUCGCUGAGGCUCUCGUGGAGGGGAAGGUCAAGUUCAAAGAAAUGCAGGGCCAUCUUGAUUGUGUUACAGGAUUUGCCAUUGGAGGAGGAUUUCUGUUUAGCUCCUCAUUUGAUAAAACAGUCCAGGUCUGGUCCUUGCAGGACUUCUCUCAUAAGCACACAUUUAAGGGCCAUGAACAUAAAGUUAUGGCUGUAAUUUAUGUUGAUGAAGAACUACCAUUAUGCAUUAGUGGGGAUGGUGGAGGUGGCAUAUUUCACUGGAGCAUCAGUGUUCCUAUGGGGAAAGAACCAUUGAAGAAAUGGUAUGAGCAAAAAGAUUGGCGUUAUAGUGGAAUUCAUGCCUUGACCACUGCAGGGAAUGGAUAUCUCUAUACUGGUAGUGGAGAUAGGUCAGUUAAGGCUUGGUCAUUGCAGGAUGGCACCCUGUCAUGCAUUAUGAAUGGUCAUAAAUCAGUAGUUUCCACGUUAGCAGCACGUGAUGGGAUUCUUUAUAGUGGGAGUUGGGAUGGAACCAUCCGUCUGUGGAGUCUAACUGAUCAUAGUCCUUUGACAGUGUUGGGAAAUGACUUGCCAGGAACUGCAACAUCUGUCUUGUCUCUCAUUGCAAACCAGAAUAUUCUUGUUGCAGCCCAUGAAAAUGGACAGAUAAAGGCAUGGAGGGAUGAUGUGUUUAAGAAAUCAACACAAUGCCACAAUGGUGCGAUUUUGGCUUGUGUCAUGGAGGGAAAAUGGCUAUUCACUGGAGGUUGGGACAAAAUUGUCAAUGUACAGGAGUUGUCUGGAGAUGAAUUUCAGGUGGAUACUAGACCCAUUGGAUCAAUCCCAGGAGGUUCUGUGGUAACAGCUUUGUUAUGCUGGCAAGGAAAGCUUUUUGUUGGUCAUGGAGAUAGGACUAUCAAGGUAUAUUACCAUGGAAAGUGACCAAAAGCUUACCAGAUACUAUUGGGCUGCUAAAAACAGUCUUUGCUGGUUUCUUGCAGUCAGCAGCCUCUGAAGUCUGCAAAUGAUGAUUUGUAUACCGAACCGAUCCUCGUACAAUAGAUUAUGGAAAAUGCACAGUGAAAAUUUGGAAUUCUCUUAACGGUACCAUUUCUGCUGGAGAGGAAAAUAUUUUAAAAAUGAUGUUUCUGUAUAGAAUGAUUGACACUGAGUGGUAUUAGACAUAGCUUUUAAAUAUUU